Molecule: messenger RNA, 1929 nt
Organism: Entrophospora candida
Lineage: Eukaryota; Fungi; Glomeromycota; Glomeromycetes; Entrophosporales; Entrophosporaceae
Source: the annotation of a GenBank genome assembly
AUGUUUUCCGGUACAAAAACAGGGUGGGAAUUAUAUGAAGAAUUUAAAUCCGAGUUUUCACCAUCAGCUGUUGUCGCAUUGUUUCAUCAAAAAUUAAAAUACGCGUUACCACCAAUAUACGUUUACGACAAGUCGAAGGUCAAUAGAAAGUACUCAUGUAAAUUAACUUAUGAGAACGAAGAGUGGGAAACCGAACCAUUGUACGACAGACAAAAGGACGCAAAAAAUGCUAUAGCUAAAGUGGCGUUAAAAAUUUUAACAAAUCGUUAUCCAAAGUUGGCGGUUUCCAUCCAACAGAUUCUCGAAAUGAGAUGUAAGUUAGGCCCCAAGCGACUAUUGUUUGGAAAUGGUGUUCAUCAAAUGGCAAAAGACAUUGCCGAAAAAAUUUCAAGACCACCAUCCGAUAUUUGGUUCGAUACACAACAACCAUUAACACCAUAUAGAACACUUUUAGCCGACUUCACGUUGAAUUAUAACCUUGGAAAUCCAGUUUAUGUUGACAUUAAACCACCGCAAUCACGAUUAGUAGGGAUUAAAUAUAUUAACCAUUGCGACGAUGUUACGAUUUCCAUUGCAAAAACUGUAGCUGAUGCUGCUACCCAUUCACCACCAGCAGCUGAUGCUGACUCUGGUACUACAAAAAAAGGACUAUUAUUUUAUGUUUCUCUUAUUAUUGGAAAACGCAAAUUCAACCCAUCAAAAGGAUUUGAAAUCAGGCCCGAGGCACAAGAUCACGUUGCUGCUAUAGCCCUUGAAAUUUUGCAUAAAGAAAUUAGAUUAGAUGAAAUGAAAAUCAUUCGUGGAAAAAGUAUAGCAUACCAAAAGUCAAUUGGAAGAAUUCCUGGUGAUGAUGACAUUUUUGAUUAUGAUAUACCUUCUUAUAAGCACAAGUUUAAUGAUCUUGGGUUGCCAGUAGAAGUCGAAGUAAAUGAUAUAGGAAAGGAAAUAGAUAUAGCUAAGUUGGAAGUAAGAAAAAAGGAAUCAAUGGACUGUGGAGGUCAACAACCAUCUUUAGUCAAAGGAGGACCAUCAGAUCACAGAAAUCAACCAUCUUUAUUCAAAGAAGGAGGACCAUCAGAUCACAAAAAUCAACCAUCUUUAGUCAAAGAAGGAAGACCAUCAGAUCACAGAAAUCAACCAUCCUUAGUUAACGAAAUAAGACCAUCGGAUCCAUCAUCUUUAAUGGAAGAAGGAAGACAAUCAGGUCACAGAAAUCAAUCAUCCUUAGCGAGCGAAAGAAGGUCAUCAGACUACAAAAAUCGAUCAUCUUCAGUGAACAAAAGAAGACCAUUAUAUUCACCUUCUUUAGUGGAAAAAAGAAGUCGUUUUUACCAUAGAAAUCAAAAAGAUCUUCCUUUGUUCAUUAAAGAUAAAGUGAACAAAAGAAUAUAUUUUGGAGAUCGAUCAUCUUUAGUGAACAAAAAACAUUUUGACCGCAGAGAUCAAUUAUCAUUGGCGAAAGAAAGAAGACAUUUGUACCGUAGAAAGCAAUCAACCUUAGUUAAAGAAAGAAGACAUUUUAGAGGUCGGUCAUCUUUAGUGAAAGAGGGAAGACUAUCAGAUUAUGGAAAUCAAUCAACUUUAGAACACAAAAAUCAAUCAUCCUUAGUGAGCGAAAGAAGAUCAUCAGACUACGAAGAUCGAUCAUCUUUAGUGAACAAAAGAAUACAUUUAGACCAUAGUCGUUGUUUUUCAUCUAAACCAUUUAUAGAAUUGGUACAUGAAUUUGCAGCAAAAACACGCGUUAUGAAACCUAGAUAUCAAAUUUUCGAAAUAAAAGAUACUGAUAAAUUAGAUAAAUUUUACUCAAAAAUGUUUCUCAAUGGGGUUGAAUACACGGGAAGAAUUCGAUCCAACGAAAUACUUGCGAAGGAAUCAGUAAGCCUAAUCAGUUAUGAAUCUAUAGUAAAUUCAAUAAAAAGAAAUUAA